Porites lobata is the source of this 13942-nucleotide messenger RNA. The record is from the annotation of a GenBank genome assembly. Lineage: Eukaryota; Metazoa; Cnidaria; Anthozoa; Scleractinia; Poritidae.
UUCACAAGCAGCAACUACCAAGAAGGUACACCGCUAAAAGUUUCGUUAGAACGCUACAACAUGGGAACAGAAUGUGCAGACUAUAUUUUCUAUGGUGGAACUAUUAUCACCAUGGAGGAGGAGAAUCCUUCCGCGGAGGCUUUGGCUGUUAAAGGAGCAAUUAUUUUAGCAGUGGGAAAGCGUGAUGAAGUGUUUGCUUUAGCAGGGCAAACGACACAGUUCGUGCAUCUAAACGAUCGGCAGACCCUUUUACCAGGUUUAAUUGAGCCCCAUUCUCACGCUAUUAUGAUGGCAAUCCUAAAAUCGGUAAGUGAGUUUAAAAGUUUCUUCAAUGUUUUUAGUUUUUAGUUUUUAGUUUUUUUUAAAUUACUUCGUGCACCCACACAGAUUUUCAUUAAAGCAAUAUUGUUCACUGUCAGGGGCCGCUCCUGUCAUUGUCGAGCUUUCAAAAUGUUAGCUGAUUUAUCAGCUACCAGUUCCUUUUGGAAAGUGCUCCCGUAUAAGUCAAAAGGUAUGGAAUAUUUUAGGUGAUGAUUUUCUUCGCAAACCCAUUUUUUAGAAUAGAAUUUCCAACCGAAAUGUUUCGAUAAAAAUUAGCUGAAAAAUGUGUGACUUUACGAAAGGAUUUUUUCUCUGCCAUAUAAGGAAGUGCCCCUCCCUUCGGAACGGUGGAACACUUUGAUCACAAUAGAUGGUUUUCACAGUGACGUCAUCAAAUUGUAAAGUCAAAAUAGCGAGGUUUUACGAAUUCUUAUUUACACUAGGUUGAAGAUAAACAAAAAGUUAAUCUUUGUACAAGUUUUCAGUCCCAUAGCAUGUUUCAUUUCGAACAUACAGCAAUUUGAACUUCCGAGUUUUCAGAGUGCGUGACACCAAAAUAGGAAUGCUGUCUCGUUGAAAAAAAAGUCUCUCCUCUUGAUUUUUCAGUAGUAUAACCAUUUCAAGUAUUAGAAGAUAUGUUUAUGCGCACUAGGCUAGUUCUCGAGUGAAAAGAUGGAGCUUUUAUAGAACAAGUGAACUCCAGAUGUUUUUGUUGAUUUUCGGCGGCCAUAUUGGUGCACCAAAACUGUGCACCAAUAUGGCGUCUCCAUACAAAGCUCUACAAAGAUACGUGAAACGUUUCGGCAAAUAACUCAGAAACUGUGGGCCAAAAAGACCUCAGACUUGGACAAAUUGUUUAAAAAUUAGUCUUUUAUAACAUAUCAUUUUCUUGGCUUCUUUCACUGGACGGUUUUCAAUUUAUUUUUUUGUUGCGUGACAGUGAAAACGAUCUAUAUGAUUUAUGGUUGUUUUUACUUUAUGCUUUCAAACUACUUUACGCUUCUGACCAAAGUAUAAUUUAUAGUUGUUUAAUAAUUACCUCACGCUUUGUUGAAUACAAAAUAUUAUUUUCACGUGUGAUUAGAUAACAUAUGAUAUUUCAUUGGUGUUUUCAAUAAAUCUGUUUAAAAAAGAUGUUGAAAGUAAAAACCGUUCUUACAUAAAAAAAAAGUAUUCAACCCGUCGCUUCUUAGUCUCCACUCGAAAAGUUAACGAUCACUGGAAAAACGUCUGCGUUAGCAGUCUGAUUAACAUAGUUUUCACAUAAAAAAAAUCGACUUUUGUUAACCAGUUUUUAUGGUGUAUUUUACAUCUCUACCUUUUUUGUUAUUUAUAAACAAGCGUGGGCAAAAGUGUCGGGAAAAAUUAAAUGGGUGGGUUAAACAGCAGUAACACGUCUCAGUUAUAGGCGGCGGCUUGUUCCAUGCGAGUGCUCCCGGCCUAAUGAGCUUCACGCAAGCAUAGAUUUCUUGCCCGGAUGGUCGAGUGAUUAGUAGGAAAACCUUAAAUACACUCUCAGGUUCCAGAUCCUUGUGCCGUGUUUGAAUGUAAUAAUGAUCGCUUUUUUCCCGAGAAAUAUACAGUGAAAGACCAUAUUUCUAAUACUAAACUAGAAAAAGGCGAUCAUUAUUACAUCCAAACACGGCACAAGGAUCUUUUUUCCCAUUACAAUCUUAUUCUAAGAAAACUUUAAGAAAAAAUGUCCCGAAAAGCGCUCGAAAGUACAAACGAAAUGUGCUCAUGCCCCCCUGGGCAUCCUAUAAUACUCCUUAAAUCGAAUUAAUUCAAUAUGCCGCCGUAUCGGUAAAAAGGACUAUUUAAUUUCACGAUUCCAUAAUAAUUUUUUGUUUUGUAACUUUAAGUGUUCACAUGAUCCAAUGAAAUUGGGCCCUGACUUUCUUACGAUUGGUUUGAACCUUCGCAACAGUUUCAGCUUUAAAUUUAGUUCAUUUAACAUGGCAAACACGGUGGUUGCUUCAAAGAACAAUAAAAUCCCGGGCUUCGAGCUCUGAAGGUACACGUAAAACAUUUAUCCGUUUUCCCUGACAACGGUGACGUUGCAAAUGUCGGGCUCCAUUGAAUAUUUAAUUUUCUAAUUAAAUAUUUAAUGGUUGACAGUUCGCUCAUAUCUCAGCACUUUAGUAGUAGGCUAACAGAUGCAUUUCAUGACAUUGAAAAAUUCGAAAAAACGUUCUGGCUUUGUGAUCUAUUCAUAUUUUAAGACAGGGCAUUUACAGGCAAAUUACAGCAGUUAAAACGGAUUCAAAGUUCUAAAAUAUCUAACAACUGGUUUGCGAAAGAGGAGGUUUGUCAGGAGAAGAUAUACCAAAGGGGUACCUUUUCUGUCAAAAAUGGUAUAUAAAUGCGCGGUAAGGAGUUGGACCACGGGGCGGAGCCUCCCCGUAUAAAACUCUGUUCAGUACCCUGCUGGAGUCAAGUAUGCAUAUUGAUAUUAUCGAAAUAGAUCUAUUCACUCAGUUGCCACCACCUGAAAACGUGGUGAUCACGUUUACGAAUUGACUCGUCUUUGUUAAUGGAACACUCGCAUUCUUCAACACUAUGUUAUUACUUUGCAGAAAGUUGAGGGCAGAGAUUUUUUUGUCAAGGUUGAUGGGUACGACUAUGAUUCCUAUGCAGACGUCAAAACGAAGAUGGAAGGAACAAUCAAAUCACUCGAUCCAAACUCCGUUCCUCUACCCUGGGCCCUGUUCUUUGGUUGGGAUCCUGAGCUCAUUCCAGACUUGCCACGGCUAUCUAAGGAAGUCCUCAAUGAGUUUUCCCCUGAAAUUCCAAUUUGUGUCAUUGGACAAAGCGGUCACGUGGCCUGGGUGAAUCAAAAGGCUUUUGACGUAAGUUAAUUGACUGUUGGGAAUAGUUAAAUCUUGCUUUGUUUUUUAUCACUCGUACCAGAUAGACUAUAUUAAUGAUCUUUUAUAGAAGAUGCUUUAACUGACAGAUUAAAUACUAACGGUCUAAUCGCGGUCAAUGAUUAAUUAUCCACUUGGGCUACACAAUGAUUGCAAACACGUUGUUAGCCCUCUGGCUGCUUGCUUAAAACCAUGGCAUAAACCAUCGACGAUGAAACCGAGCGGCUGUGUAGCCGGUAGAGCUUAUACACUAUUUAUUUAUUUCAUCACUUCCACCAUAUGGUGCGGAACACACAACAGAGCGAGGCUCCAAUUUAAGUGUGUCCUUACAGAUAACCCAUCCAGCCUAGGUAGAGGUUGACUACACCACCGGGGUCUACGUACCCUACUCUUUUCGAACAGUGGUGUAGGUUCUUUUACGUCCCACAAGAACAAAUCUCAUGAAUCUACGGCUUUGUCCAUGAUCUAUGCCAGAGAGAGUAUUGAAAGAGAACACACAUGCAUACAGGCGAAAAUAUCGCCAACAAAAACUAAAGACGAACUUACCAAAUACCAAAACGAUCGAAAAUUAAUGCCCAACUCUUUGUUAAAUUUAAAUUUGUUAAGCCUUGUAGGCAUUUAUCCCUCUGAACAAUCCCUCCAUAUAAUGGGAAUCCAAGAAUGUGGAUUUCGGAUUAAACUUGGAUUCAUUAGUUGGAUUGCAGAUUCCUUAAGCUGCAUCCUGGAUUCCAAAGCCCAGGAUUUUGGAUUCCACAAGCAAAAAUAUCCGGGAUUCCGGAAUCUGUUGCGCGGAAUCCAGAAUCCAAGACCGUCUUGGAUUGCCUGUUUACAUGGGGCGACACAAUGGCAAGAUAUAAUUCAUUUAGACCUGUUUGAAUUCUCACCCCAAGUAAUCGUGGUCCUCGCAGCAGUAUUAACAUUAGUUUUGGCUCCUUUGCUUUGCUCCUUUGCAGGAGCCUAUUACCUAUUGGGCUCCUGUCCUUUCCUAUUGCUCGUUUCAGAUUGCUGGAGUAGAUGAUAAUAUUACAGAUCCUCCAGGGUUUGUAAAAGAUGAAAAUGGUCGCUUGACUGGACAACUGUUUGAGCAGCCUGCUUUGACCAAAAUCCUUGAAAAUGCACCGAAGCCAAACAUUUUUGAAAUGUUUACGGCGGUUGUGGAGCAGCUAAAAGACUAUGCAUCUCGUGGGCUUACCACAGUUACAGAUAUGGCCGUUGUUGGCAUAAAGAGUGACAAUACUGAGACGAUCAAUUGGUUGCUGAAUAUUCUGAACUACUUAACUGAGAGUGAAUACUGUCUGGCGCGACUGGCAUUGUAUCGUGUUGUUCAUGGACCAGAUGACUCAAACUCCAACUCUAAACAAAAUGCAAUGUGUUGUCCCAGUCUUGUGCGUUUUGAUGGCUAUGAGGUAGAAAUUAAUAUUUAACAUCACAGCAAAUACCCAGACUGGCAAAUUUGCCUACAAUUGGUGAUAAAUGAUCAGGGCGCGUGAGCUCCAGGGACAUUAAGGGCCGUGAUGCAUUUAAUCCAUGGAGGCCAAAAGUAUGUGACCAGAGUAGUUGAAAAUAUUUUAUAGCUGUUCCACAUUGCUGAAUUUCCUAGCAGCCGUUAAAUUUCAUUUUAUGAACGAUCACCAUAGUCAGUUACAGGGCCGUUCAAAGCACUUUGUAACCCAAUCUAGCGAAUAAGUGUUGAGGAAACCAAUUUCGUUGCCUGGAGUUUUUGACUGGCUCAUUUUUCCAAGCAAUUUUGAGGGAAGGGUUUGAGAGGGGGAGGGGCGCUUAAAAGAGACUGAGAUUCAUUCAGUUUAGUGAAACACAGGGUUAUUGGCAAAAACGCACGAGAACCAUACCGUAUUGAUGAUAGCUUAAUUAAUUCCUAGACUUUCACUAACAAUGACUGGAAUCGGCAUUGAACGCAUUAUAUCUUAUCACGAGCCUUAACUGACCUUGUAUCACAUAUAACUUAUGAAACACAGCGUUUACAGUAAGAGCGUUUGCAUCGAUCUCGCCAGCACUUCCACGAACCUUCGUUAUUACAAGUCUGUAUACACCGUCACUGGACGAAAAAUUGAAUUUAAUGAUAUUUGCCUUAAAGACAAAUCUAAGACAAAUCUGAUGUCAGAUUUGUCCACCCAUCAAAUGUCCCAAAUGUGAGACAAAUCUGUUAUCACAUUUGUCUUGAGGAAAUGUGAGACAAAUGUGAUUCAAAUAUGCCAUUAUAUUUGCCCUUGUACAAAGAUAUCUUAAAACAAGACAAAUACGAGAAAAAUAACUUUUUGACUUCUCGUUCCACUAAAAUCGCUAUAUGAUUUUCUGAAUUGUUUAGAAACAAGGCUAUUGUUUGUCUCAUUAAUUAAUUUAUUUAUUUAUUUGGUUGUUUUUGGCGCAAUGUGUAACCCUUGUCAAGUACUCGUAGAUGCAUGUAGGUGUAGAUAUGUAGAAAUUGCAAUGAGGGAUUUUCUGGUUAGCUAUUAUUGCGCCUUACUCACACUGGAUCAAUGCUCCGAUCAACUUACCGUACUUUAUAGGCUGAUUAAAACGUUUACAGAGGCUCGUUAUAUCGAGGUUCCACUGUAUUCAAGUCAAGUCAAGUCAAGUCAACUUUAUUUAGGCAGAGUGGCCCUAUCAGCCGUUGCCUGGUAUCAAUAGGGGCCCUUCGUAAAUUACGACUACACGAUAAAAAUUUAAAAUGAAAAAUUCUUUAAGUGAAGUGAAUAAAAGGGAAAUUAAAAAUUACUUUAAGUGAAGUGAAUAAAAAGGAAAUUACCGUCUCUUCAUAAAAAUCACAAUUUGUUUAUAUCCAUGUCUUAAAAAGGAGUCUUUUGAAGUUUUAGCGUAUGCUAGGAAGUUACCUUGCGUUGCAAGUGUGAGGCUCACUAGCCUUUUUUAUUACCAAGAUUGAAAAGUUGGAUUAGAUGUAAAAGGAAAGAAUUCCUCCUCCCUUUGACUCCUUAAAUUUGAUGAGUUGUCAGUGUUUUGAUCAUUAUACUGUGCCACUGAAAAUAUGAAAGUUCAACUCUAGUCAAAAGACCAAAAUUAUUCAGCCAUAUGGCAGAGUCUUAUUUGCACUACCACCCUACACUAUAGGGUCUAAACCACAUCACCAUAUACACCGCUAGACAUAAUGAAAGACCAAGGGACUAGAAAAAAUGUUCUUCGUUAUUUCGGAGUCCCACUGUACAAUCACUGAACUCUUUAUGUCAUGUUUAAGCAAUAACAAAUAUAAGAUAAAUAAGUAAAUAAGUACCGUGACAAUUUUGAAAACUAUAACUUUUUUUAAUAAUAAUAGUCAAUGCGCUGAUUUUAAUAAGAUAAGGUUCUGAUCCAUGAGGCGAGAUAUAAAUCUAUUGCUGUUAAUUUUCCGUACCAAUUUCCCGAUAAAAAGACCUAACUAUAGAAAAAAAAUAAUAAUAAUAAUACAGUGAAACCUCCAUUGAGCGGACACCUUCGGGACCUUCCCAAGCGUCCUCUUAAUAGAGGGUGUCCGCUUAACACGGUUUGUAAAAAUUGCGCAAUGUUUAACUUUCAACGGUUACUCUGUACUGUGAUAAAGUUCCAUGUUGUUAAGGAAGCUAAGGAAGCCGUGCUGUACGUUGUGCAAGACUCUCGGUAUAAUCUACAGUUUAUCGACAGCCAAAUGUUGUAUUGAUUUACUUUUAUUAAUCGACUACAGCACGUUUUUCAAGGACGUAAUCCAGUACUACUAUUGUUAAUUCGGUCCACUGUCCGCUUAAUAGAGGUUAUUAACAAUAAAAAUUAGCCAAAUACAAUUUAUUUUAGUGUCCGCGUCCGCUUAAUAGAAGUGUCCGCUGAAUAGGGGUUCGUUAUAAAGGGAAAUUUAAGACGUAAUUAAAAUUUCGGGACCCGGUUUAGUGUCCGCUGAAUAGAGGGUGUCCGCUUAAUUGGGGGUUCGCUUAAUAGAGGUUUCACUAUAACAAUAAUUAUAGUAAAUAUCAGUAUUACGUGAAAUCCAUUCCAGAAUUUAUGCUUAAGUCCAGAUAAGUGCUGCUGAUAAGUACACCCUAUUCUCUAAUCCGUUCAUCUUGAUCGUCUUUUUGAAUGAACGCGCGCGCGAAUGCGCGAAAAGUACUCGCGUUGUGACGUUAAAGUUACGUCAGCGAUAGAACGCCAAUCAAAUGUCCACAGCUACACGCGCGGUAUGUUUGAUCACCAUUUUGACAGCGUCUUCAGUUCAUUUCGAAAAGUUCUUUGUCAGCUUGGCCCUUAGUUUUUCGUUGUCUUUAGACUCGUAUUUUAUGGUUCAAUCAUGGCUACAAGCAGUCCUGCUGAAGAAAGACAACUUUUCCUGAUGGAAAACAUGAACAGGAGACUAGAUUCUAUUUCAGAGAGCCAGAAGAAACUAAAAGAAGCAAACGCAGCAGUUCAGCAAGAUAACGUAACUCGCAAAACAGGAGCGACUAAAUAACAGCAAACGCGGCUCAAAACUGUCACGCAGAGAAUCUAAAGGAGAAGUUCCAAUAGAUUUAACGGGUAGGUUUACUUUCUUGUUGCUUUGAUGAUAUAAGAAAUGCUUUUGAUCGUCAGAGUUUGUGCUUAUUCUUUGGAGCUGAACUGAUAGCGUGUCUUCAAAGGCGCCGACUUGCCUGCGUUGUAUCAAACAUCACAGGAACCUACAACUUAGCUUAAAGCGCCCAAUUUUUGAGGGACAAUGUUAGUCUUUGAAGUGGGGCAUAUUUAUUUCUUCUUUAAACAAAACGAGAUCGAUGGCCUGGAGAAAGUUGCUGUUGGAAGCACCCAAAUACAUGUAUAUUAUGGAGGAUUAUGGUUAUCUCAAAGCAGGAGUCCUUAUCAGGGUUAUAUGCUUCUGUCUCAAAGCUUAAGUUUAAGCUUAUCUGACAUAGCACUUUAUUUGGUAAAUUUACAACUAUAAUUUUUGUUUUGUUUCCAACAUGCAGAAAGAUGGUUGACAAAAAACAUGACAAGUGGCUCUAAAGUGGAAGAGGAGUAUGUUCACAAAUUUAUGUUUUAUUUUUUUACCUCGUGAGUGUUAAAAUGUUUUUCUAGCCAAAUGGCUGUGCUCAAAGAAAAUUUGAAGGGUCUGAGUCCAUUGCUAUGAAACUGUGAAAUCCACACUGCUCAAGAUAUGGUUCCUAUGAAAAACGUUCUUUUAGGCUGGGUUCAAAUGUCGAAUUUCACUUGAGCCAAACUUAACGCAAGAGUUAAAUGCAUGUGAAGUGCAACGUUUGAAUCAAUUAAAUAAGACUGUUCAAAUUAAAUGCGAUGUUUGCCGUAUCUGCGACUGAAACAGUUGAAGAUUUGACAAAGGUUCAACUUUUGAUUCAAACGUUGCAUUUCACAUGUGCCAACUUAAUGCAUGAAUUUUGGUAAAUUAUUAUUAUAUUACUGGGAAUAUUGACUUUUAACAGAGUUAAAUUCAGCAGAGUUUAGGGAGUUAAAUUCGACGUUUAAAUCAAAUGCCGCAUUUAACUAUUUAAGUAGAGUAAAUUAGGAAUAAAGUUCUGCGCAUGUGAAUUUUGACGUUUGAACUGGGCCUUAGACACUCAGGAUUAAAAGUCAGUUGCCACGGGUGACCUGGAGAGCACAGCCUCAGGUGUUGUUUACCUUAAGAAUCUUAUCCCUCAUGCCAGAGCUAUGGCAAAGCCCAGGUUUGAGGGUGGGAUAUCCGAGAGGCCAGCACCUGAUGGUCCAUCAUGAGCCACAUUCAGGCCACUUCUCAGUCAAGGCUAGUCUGCUACACAGCCGUUUUUAGCGUCGUCACGCAACGCUCCUCCCCACUAACGGCUGCUGAAAACCGAACUACAUUCCUUUCCCGUGAUUAGCCAAUUAUAAUUCAGCUCCCAUUUUCUGGAAAGUGUUCGCGCCACCUUUGCGGUACUGUGACUCCUCCAAUCACAGCUUUGCUUUUAUCGUUGCCCCAUGUGUGAAUGACAGAAUAAUCAAAAUCGUCGCGUGAAAACAAGCAAUUAACUACAGUGUUGUCGUAGUCGAGUCCUAUUCAAAAUUUAGGAGAUAAGCAGCAACAGCAAGCAAGUCGAGCAAAUUGCGAUUCACAACAUGGAUGUGCUCAUAAAGUUGCCAGGUUUAGUUUUGGGAAAUCGCUCCUCGAUAAUUUAUAAGAUUGCUUUUUGACUUAGUACCCUUGAGAGUUUAGUCUUCACAGAACACAAUGAGCACAUCCGGUACGUUAAAUUCUUCACUUCAUAUCAGCACAUAUGCACGUUACAUGAAGAACCAACCGAUCCUGGUAAAAGUUUUCUAGGCCUAUCAAACCUUCUUUUCACUUGGAACUUUCUUGACCGCUUAAAACAAACUUUUUUUGCAAAUUAACCUUUUCGUUGCUUGAAAACACAGAGCAUGACAGAGCCCGUCUAAAUUCAGCGACGAUUGACUGAUUUGUUGAAAACUGAGAAGCGUGCUCGCUUCCUAGCGCCCUGCGGCUCACGUAUUGUCAAAUUUCUUGUACAUGAUUGGUUUGUUCAUUAGUCCACAAACACAAAGGGAAAGGAAUGAAGUUCGGUUUUCAGCAGCCGUUAGUGGGAAGUAGCGUUGCGUGACGACACUAAAAACGGCUGUGUAGCAGACUAAGUCAAGGCCUAGGCCCAGUUGUUCUAAGGCUUAUUAGAACCCACCUGGGGAUAAAUUUUUAAAUAAUUUGGUUUCCUUUUUCAUUCAUUCAAAAACAUUUUCACAGUCAAUGUGCUCUUCUUUUUUAGAGCAUCCAAUCAUCAAAUUGCAGACAAAAAGAACUUUUAAAGUGAAUUUGUUUAUAAGCUUUCCUAUCUCAACUCAAAGUUUGCAUAAACCAGCAUUACACAACCUGGCUUGACCUUGUUUAUAUGAAUUCAUAUGAAUUUAAUGAGAAAGAGAGUGGAGAUAAUAGAAAAGUAUAAUAUGUUAUUAGUAGUAUGAGGCUGCCUUCCACAGAAGAUAAUCAACUGUGGCAAUUUUUGUCUUAAUAGGGUACCGGUAGCUUAAUUUGUCAUAUACAUCCAGGGUGCAACGAAAGUCAGUUUUACAGCCUGCCAUUCUGGCAAGCUGUAGCUACCCCGUACUAGCCCACAAGUCAUUUCAUCUAGCCCCCAAACCCUUUUUGAAGAGCAGGAUUGAUUACAAUCCUUCGGUAAUUUGAAUUUCUCCAAAAAACAGCACUUGCCCAUCAGGCAAGUUAAGAACAAAAAUCACUAGCCCGAUAGCAAAAUCCACUAGCCCCGGGCUAUCGGACACGACUUUCCUUGCAGGCUGACAUCACAUAAAAGUACCAACUUUGCUUUUCAAAGACAAAAGAAAACUUUUCAAUGACUCUUUCGAAGUUGUGAAGCCAAAAGAAAAUCAGGCUUAGGUUUACCUUCUCGUUUAUUUGCAAUAUUCAUUUAAGAAAUCUUUGACCAGAGGAAAAGUUGUGAUAAUCAAAAAGUUGGUUAAUUGAGGUCGAGAUAAUCAAGGUUUAACUGUUGGCUUAAAUGUCCAAAGUCCAUUGUUUGUUUAUAGAUUUUAAUAACAGUACAUGUUAUGGAUUUUCUUAGAGCUUAUAUAAAUGUAACUUGGAUUAUUUGGUUAACUGUGGCAAACAUUGAAGAGUGCAAAUGGUAUAGUCUUUGAUUACUUUGCAAAUUCUCAAGCUAUCAAUAAGAUGCGUGUACAAAAAUAUAUUAUGAUAUGUGAAAUUUUUGCUGUUUACCAAAUUUUAGUCAAGUCUUUGUAGCAUUAUUGAUUAAUGACAAAUGUACAUUAAACCCUCUAGCAGUCACUCCAGAAGUCAGCUAUUUCAUUAGUUUUGUUAUCUUUGGCAAGUAUCAAUAGCCCACCAAACAAACCUUGGCAAUUGUGAGGCAUUUGCUUUUUGUUAUUGGUAUUUCCUAAAGUGCAUUUAGAUAUAUUUUUAAUAUAAGAAAUAAGAAUAUUUUGUCUGGACAGUCAACUCUCUUUAAGAUGGACACCUUUGGGACCAGCACUACUGAUUCGGUAUAUCCGUCUUAUAGAGAUCCAAAUAGAGUGAGUUAUAAAGAGAAACAGGGACCAUCUCAACGUGUCCACUUAACAGAGGUGUUUUUAAUAGCUAUUAUUUAAAAUUACAUACUCUAAUAACAGUGGAACUAAGUGCAAUGAAGGUUGUUAUCUUUCCUGUGGUAAAUAACUAAAGAUACACUUUGUUGGAUGUUGUACCAAUGGUACCUGAAGGGAAAGUUUUAUUUAAUGGUUAAUUUUUACUGGGUAUGUGCUGCUAGCCUCUCAGUAUCCCUAUCCCAUUACUGUAUACCGAUAGUCUACUCUGUGGCCAUAUUAUAGACCCCAUUUCGGUCACUGGAAAAAAAGUGAUUUUUGCAAUCCCAACUUGGUCACUUUUUGUUUAUUUAUCUACCUAAUAAAGUCUUUUGACUUGGUCAUCCUGAAAUGAACUGACACUUGUUAAACUUAAUGUUUUAGUUUUGUUUUACAGUUAAUUGUAAGAUCAGGACAAGCUUUGUGAAAUAAAUGAGAAUUGUCAGUUAAAAUUCUUGAGUCAUUUUUCUUUAAAUAUUGUAAUCACCUUGCACCCUUUACAGUGGAACUCUGAUAUUUAAGAAGUUUCAAGGAACAAAGUGCAAUGAAGAUUGUUACUGUUUUAGCAGUGUCUUCGUUAUAUCAGGGUUUCAGGCAAGGGUUGUGAUAAAUGAGGGGGAAAGGGAUCGAACUGAUGGUCUUUCAACCUGUCCUAGUUGAGUUGAAUGAACUUCUGCAGCAAUAGUCCCUUUUAAAGAAAGGUUGAAAGCUAGUGUUAAGUGCAAAUUGCAAGAAGCAAUAAAGGGGUAGAUGCCAGAGAAGAAAAGAGAGAAGGGUAGUACGUAUGUACUGGCUUGGCACGCUCACUUUACAAUAUAAAAUUUGCUCUAUAUUUGUCCAUACAAAUAUGUUAUUUGACAAAGUUUGAACACAUUUGAACACAUUUGUUUGCAGUUUGGCUCAUUUAUCUGUAUUUGUCACAAAGCAAAUGUUAAAUUUGUCCUACAUUUACACAGCAUUUGUUCACAUUUGUCUUAGAUAGCAAAUGCAUCAUUAUCCUAUUUGUCUUAAAGACAAAUGUCUAAUUUGUGCUUUGCACAAAUGUGAACAAAUAUGACAAAUUUUAUAUUUAGACCACAUUUGUCCCACAUUUAUCUCAUUUCAAAUCUGUUUUUUCAUCCAGUGCGUGUGUACACAUUAUAUUAUGGGAUAAUUUGAACCGGCGAUAUGGACGGAUCAUUAGAAAGAUGAAGGAGGCGGGAAAGGGUGGGAAUAAAUUCACGUGAAUAGAACUUGAUGAGAGGACAUAAAUAAAUAUGUUGAAUUAUAUGAUUCUUAUGUGCACAGUUAGUAGAGGAGACUGGUUAUGAAAGCCAGCAAAUAUCAAAAAUGAAAACAACAAUGCUGCAGUUUAUGUUGGAAGCUCCCUAACCGUGCACACACCUUUUUUUUGUUCCCAAAUUGUGCCUGAAUAAAUUCAAGUGAUGCUUCUAUUGGUCAGUAAGUUCAAAAUGAUAGAAAUGCUAUUGAACGUUGUGCACGGUCAGUUCCAACGCCUUUCAUAAUCAUUCCACUUUAAUAACUAUGCUAUGUGAUAAUGCUAGGAUCCGCGUUCAGCAACUGCGGCUAAGGGGUCUUUCAAGUCGAAUGACAAUGUUUGGAUUGCGGGAGUUAAGAUCAUUGCUGACGGAUCACCCCACUGUGGUACAUCCGCGAUAAGAGUGCCACGAUAUAUGGAGACUAAUGUCACAGAGAUCCUAGGAUUCCCGACUGCUCCAAACUAUGGUACAUUGAACUACAGCGAUGGUGAACUAGAGGAGACGAUUAAGUACUUUCACGAGCGGGAGACUCAGAUCGCUGUGCAUGCUCACGGUGAGGACGCCAUUGAUCAAGUGAUCAAGGCCUAUGAUAAGGUAUGUAAUAGGGCCGGAUGGGUGUGAUUAGCAAACAGAUGUGCCUGGGUGAUAGGCUAACUCAAUCCACAUUAAGUGACAUUUAAUAAAGAGCAGUGAAAUAGCGAGCGAGAAAAAAAAGGCCGAAAGAGUGAAGGGGAGAACCUUAAAGUCACGCACUAACCCGCCCAUUUCCUGAAAAACCGUUCCCGUCCGGUUUUCACGUAUCUUUUCUCGAUCCUUUUUCACUACUAUCUUGGAGCCUGGAAGAGGUUUACUGACUUACGUCACUACUAUCUCGCAAACCUUUAAGGACCUCCGCUUUAAAAUUGCAAAUUGUGAACAGAAUCAAAAGGCUUUUUUUUCUGUAUUCUCUUGUUAGAGAGUUCACUGACAUGAUGUUCAUUUUUGCUUUUAAAACAGGUCUUGUACAACAGUUCUAAUUCGCCUCGCCAUCGAAUGGAGCACCUGGGAUUGGGUACAGUGGAGCAAAUCGAGUACGCAGCGAAACUUAACCUGGCUUUGUCUUUCUUUGUGGCCCAUCUGUACUUCUACGGUACAUCGUACACCAAAAAUAUCUUCGGACCAGAGCGCACAAACCGCUGGACACCCCUUUCGGCGGCAACCAAGGCUGGCCUUCGUUGGAGUAUUCACCAGGAUCACCCAACCUUUCCAGGUCCCCCGCUUCCCUUUGCGAAUAUCAAGACGGCGGUGACUCGCACACAGAGAGAUGACAAAAGCAAGGUGUACGGACCAGAAUACCGCGUUACAAUUCACGAGGCAAUGAAGGCGGUUACCAUUGACGCAGCUUGGCAGCUUCACAAAGAUGAUUGUUUGGGCAGCUUAAAAGAAGGCAAAAAGGCUGAUCUUAUCAUUGUCUCAGACAAUCCAUACAAGGUA